Messenger RNA from Ictalurus furcatus (blue catfish), 5555 nucleotides. RefSeq names its product cholecystokinin B receptor a (gene cckbra). The record is from RefSeq and is a predicted model, not a curated record. Gene Ontology annotation, molecular function: neuropeptide receptor activity; gastrin receptor activity. The transcript has 5 exons. Bases 300 to 1625 code for a protein of 441 amino acids. NCBI's taxonomy places the organism in Eukaryota, Metazoa, Chordata, Actinopteri, Siluriformes, Ictaluridae. Gene Ontology annotation, cellular component: membrane. Gene Ontology annotation, biological process: neuropeptide signaling pathway.
ACACAGUGCGAAGAAGUUCGAGAUUGUGUCCACGUAGUCCACCAUUCAUACAUCGACUUCGCAUUACUGAAUCUCUCUGCAUUAGUACUGAAUAUUAAAAUACAGGCUGCGCGUUUUUUUUCUUUUCUUUUCUAUUUUUAUUUAAUUUUUAAUUUUUUUAUUUUUUGCAAAGUCAGGCGCAUCUGAAUAAUUUACACCCAGCGUAAUUUUCUGCUUAGGGUAAGUCAGUUAUAGAUUCUAACGUUCUAGUCUGGAUUAUUAUUAUUUUUUAUUUUUUUUAAAUACACACCCGGGUGAAUAUGGAUUUCCCUAGAAUGAAUGAAAGUCAUGGCACACUGUGGGAGUGCGCAAAAGCUCCAAUAGAUUCUCCAUUAAACCGCUCCACCGUGGAAAUGAACGCCACCUGUAGCAAUGCGUCAGAAUUAACCAAACUUCAAGUCACACGAUCUAAAGAAAUGUACUUGCUACGGAUCCUCCUCUACUCUCUGAUCUUUCUCCUGAGUGUGUUUGGCAACCUGCUGAUCAUCGUGGUGCUGGUGGUGAACAAGCGUAUGCGCACCGUCACAAACUCCUUCCUGCUCUCGCUAGCUGUCAGUGACCUCAUGAUGGCCAUCUUCUGCAUGCCAUUCACACUCAUCCCUAAUUUGCUGCAGGACUUCAUCUUUGGAGCCGCCAUGUGCAAGACCGUUGCCUAUUUCAUGGGUAUCUCCGUCAGCAUUUCCACCUUCAGCCUGGUUGCCAUAGCAAUCGAGAGGUACAGUGCCAUCUGCAACCCGCUGAAGUCACGGGCAUGGCAGACCCGCUCGCAUGCUUACAAAGUCAUUGCCGCUACCUGGGUGCUGUCAGUGGGCAUCAUGAUACCGUAUCCGAUCUUCAGCACGCUGGUGCCCUUCUCCAAACCCAACAACACCACUGCUCACAUGUGUCGCCCAGACUGGCGUAUAAGCCAAAUGGAACAGAUGUGGUACGUCUUGCUGCUUUGUAUUCUAUUCUUCAUCCCUGGUGUGGUGAUGAUCAUUGCCUAUGGCCUUAUCUCCAGAGAGCUCUACCGUGGGAUUCAGUUUGAGCUGGAGCAGAAGAAUGACUGUAGAGCAAUGAAGAAUGGCAUGAAUGGCACCGUAUCCUAUGGCCAAGAUGACAGUGAUGGCUGCUACAUCCAGGUUCCCAAGAAACCCCCAGCCAUGCAGCUUUCCGCCAUCAGCAACCCGGCCUCCUCCAAGCCGGAGAGGCCACGCAGCAACACCUCUGAAGCCAAACUCCUAGCCAAGAAGCGCGUGAUCCGUAUGCUGAUCAUCAUUGUAGCCAUGUUCUUCAUCUGCUGGAUGCCUCUGUAUACAGUAAACACAUGGAAGGCGUUUGACCAGCACUCAGCCAAACAGGCCCUCUCUGGCGCUCCCAUUUCCUUCAUCCAGCUGCUGUCUUACACGUCAGCCUGCGUCAACCCCGUCAUCUACUGCUUCAUGAAUGUGCGCUUCCGCAAGGCGCUGCUGACCACCUUCGCCUGCUGCGGCCUGCUGUGCCGCAAGCGCAAGAGGAGGGAAGGUGAUGAUGAGGUCGUUGGCGUCACAGCUGCAUCGAUGUCUAAAUUUAGUUACACCACAGUUAGCACAGUGGGGCCAUGUUAACUUUGGAUCUGGGGUUCGUCCAGAUUGAAUGAGUUUUAGGCACGUUUUUGUCUUGAGGGUCUCAAAGUGUUUUUGUAUUUGUGAAUAGUUUUGUGUAGUCUUCUUUCUGUCUUGAUAUUGUAUUGAUGUUAGAACUAAUGAGAAUGCCCAAGAUGUUGCCAAUGAUGAGUAAACAGCAUUGAUGCUGAUCCUCAGAGGAAAUGUUUGAGCACAUUCAUUUAAAAUACUAUGGACAAUCACUUAAAAAAACAAACAAAAAAAAACAACAACCCACAGAUACCUGCUGAAAAUCUACCUAUCACAGCCAUGUAGGAAAAUCAUGUAAAUAUUCAAUCAUUCCUACUGUGAUACAUAUACGUAUACUGCAUGAAACAAUAUGUCAGUUAGAUGCCUUGCCUUAGGUCAACUAAAUAAUGGCUACAAAAUGGUACAACCAUUCAUUCAUGAAUAGAAUAUUAUGGCAUUAUCAUUUGUCCUCAUCAUUUAUGGUUUAAGUGUGAGUCUGUGGUCUCUGCAUUGUUGUCUGUGAAUUAUGUUUAUGAACUGAGGAACCAAAUUACAAGCAUAUAUACACUUCAUUACAAGCAUAUAUUCCAUAAAGAGAUUAUGCAUCUUAUUACCAAAUCCUUAUCCUUGAUGCAUACCUCUCAGCUUGCUGUCUUGAAGUUAGUACACUUGACCAAUCCACUGUUUUACACUGCUGUUUUCAUAUUCUGUAAAGAAUUUCACUAAGUAGCUCGUUCUGUUUGACCAAUUUUGCUUCGGGAAAUUGGGUUCGAGAGGAAGCUCAAGAAGCAUUAUAAACGAUUUUUUUUUUCCUUUUUUUUUUUAUUUUUUAUUUUUUAGAAGGACAUGCUGGCACUGUUCACAGUAUUAAAAUGCACAUGCAGGCAUACAGAUGUACAGGAACACACUUAAAAAAAACAAACAAAAAAAAAACACCGUGGUAGUUGUCCUAAUUGCUUUGUCGCUCGUUGCAAGCUGAUGAGGCAUUCUUGUUAAGCUCCUCUGAAUAUAUAAAUGGUAAUCUCAGCCCUGUUUUGGAGUGAGUCUAAUAUUACAUACAAGAAUAUCUUGAAUUUUGCUUGGCCUUGAUUGUGAAUAAGGUAAUUGUAGUGCUUUGGUUUGGUCUAAUUUUAUUCCUGAAUAACAUAUUUAACUGAAAUUCAUAUUUAGAAUACUAUGCUUUAACAUGCUUUAGCUAAAAAAAUAAGAUGGGAUUAUAUAAGGUAUUGGAAAGGUGUUGAUAAUUUUUCUAUAACAGCAUGUCUUAAAGUAUUCAUUCCUCUUAUACCACAGCAAGUUAGCCAGUGCUAACAAAUUAAAAUUAUUAAAUCGACUCAACUUUUUUUGCCAUUUAUUGUUCCAUUGUGAUGUUGUGGAAUGCCUGAGAAACAAAUCCCUUAGUAAGACAAAAAAAAGCAGUUUUUCAUGGGCCAGUGAUGGCUCAAUGGUUAAUCCUCUGGGUUACUGAUCAGAAGGUUGGGCUUGACCAUAACCCUAACCCUAACCCAGAAGACCCUUAACCAUCGCUACUCCAGGGGUGCUGCAUCAUGGCUAACCCUGCACCCUAACCCCAACUUCCUAACAAACUGGGAUAUGAAAAGAAAAGAAUUUCCCUAAACUGCUUCUUCUAAUGAGAAAUCUCAAUGGCCUCUGCUCUAAAGACUCUCCCAUGUCUUUAAAACUAAUGCUAACACUGGAGACUCCGUCAAAAAGUGUUAAAUAAUCGUCACCUCGCGCUAUUUAUAAUAGAAUUAUUAUCCAUAUCAACAAAUGACACACUUUUUUAAAUUGUGUUUAUGUAGAGCUUUCACCAAACCCUGUCAAUUAAAUAAGAUACUAGAAUGAGUGUAUUAUAAUGAACUUGUGAUAUUGAUACCUUGGAGCUUGACCUACUUAUCAAGCUGUACUGUUAAAGAAAUUAACCACCACUUUUUGACCAAUCAGAUUUUCAGAAUUCAACCAUGCUGUGGUAUAAAUUGGAAUAGUAAUCUAAAUAUUAAGCUUCAUGGGGCUGACCAAUUAAAAUUUUUAUUUUAGUUAAGCUUGGUGCAAACUGCUGUACGGUGUGGUUAGGGACACUGCAAACUAAUGUAAAUCACAGAUGAAAGAUGUUCUCUCUCUUUUUAUCUUAAUCUGCUCUCUCUCUCUCUCUCUCUCUCUCUCUCUCUCUCACACACACACACACACACACACACACACACACACACACAGAUGGACUUGAGCAGAUCUGGACUGGAUUUUAUAUUUUUCUAACAUGCUUAUCUCUUCUCAGUCUGUACAAUACACCCAUAUGUCUAUACCCCUUUCCAUUUACCUUCUCCUAAAUUUUUAUCUGUUUAUCUCUCUGUGCCCCACUGUUUUAUGGACCAUCCUUGUAUGUUGUAAAACUAUAUCAAACCCAGGAGCCUUGGGGCUAAAACACAAGCAAUCUUUCUCAGUAUGACAGGCCGCCUCUUGGUGAAGCAGGUGCUGUUAUUUCUCCAAAGUUGCCAGCUUUGUGUUAUGUGACAAAGUUUGUUCUAGUCCUUCAAGCGCUCUAAGCAAUGUUUUGAACAUGACACAUUAAGCAGGCCAGCUACCCUUUUCAUUCUGCUCUGACAAAUCUAAAUUUCUGUUUCCAAGACUACCAUUCAAUUUCACACAGGCCUUGAUCAAACAUAGCUUGAAGUAGCAAAUGGAGCUUCAAACUGAAAUAGAGCCCCGUGCAAAUAUAAACAAUGAAUAAAAUAGUGGGGGGCAGAAAAACUUCCCCAAAGCUAUAGGAAAUGCAACAACCCAACAAAUCUAAUAAUCCAUUAUCCUGCACUUAUUUGCUCAGAUGAUAAUACAUUUGAUAAUCCAUCUGUGAUUGCACUAAUAAGGAAGAUGAAAAAAUGACUAGAAGUCUCAAACCUGAAAACUCAAUUAAAAAUUAUAUUUGGCCAAAUCCAAGAAUCAUAAUUAGGUUCCACUGCAAAAACUGUAAUUCGAGUUCAUAGUCAAAAACAGGCAAAGGCCUGUACAAUGAAAUCCAAGGCCUGGACUCAACAAUAAACAUCAAUAAACGCAUGAAAGAUAUUCACAACGAACAACGACGCAACAGGGUAUACAUAGAUAAACUAAUCAAGGACCUUGAACAGGUGAACACAAUCAGGCAACAAACCAAUGAAAGGACAGGACUAGAACAGAAAAUUAAAACAUGAGCAAAUAACAUUUGAUGCAACGUGAAAGGGGAAACUGUAACAAUCAGUUUAUUGCAAAUCACACUACACCAAAUAAGAACUUCUGCAAUGAUUGUAAAUUCUUAAAAAUAAGCAAAAGCCAAUGAAUGAACGAGUACAUUUAGAGUGAACGGGAUUCAUUCGUAGGAAAACCAACUGCAACACUCUUACUGAAAUUAUACAGGUUUUCGAUAGAUGAGUAUUUCUGCUUAGUGUCAGUACAUAUAAGUCUAUUUAUGUACCCAGUUACUAUGAAGCAUUUUAUUUAAUAUGUGCCUUUGCAAGUAUAUUGAGUCCAGAUAGUAGAAAAGUCCAGCCCAAGUAUAAAAGUGACACAUUCCAGGUGCCAUAUUUAACAUUUUCAGCUAAAUUCUGUAUCAUGCCUCAGAUAUGACCUCAUCAAGUUGAAUUGUGGAUGUGUUCUGCCAGUGAGUUAAUUGCAUAAUUGCAUAGGUCAUGUGUCAGAUGAAAAUAGUGAGUGUGGGCUGGAACUGAGUCAUCACUCUUUCAGUUUUGGAUAUGUAUAUAAAGUUUUAAAACUUUUUUUUUUUUUUUAAAUAAAGUAAAUUAACAAGACUGGGCAUAGGGUAAGACCUUUUGAAUGAUUAUAUGACUAUAAAAGCAUCUGAAGUAUCUGCUGACAUUGACUACCAACCCCAUGCUGACAUGGAUCGUUAAAAAAAAAAAAACAACAACAAUACUGUAAAAAAUGCUGUAAUUUAUG